This is a messenger RNA of Westerdykella ornata, 999 nucleotides long. Its product is annotated as kinase-like protein. Lineage: Eukaryota; Fungi; Ascomycota; Dothideomycetes; Pleosporales; Sporormiaceae. The transcript is spliced from 5 exons. The coding region runs from base 1 to 999 and encodes 332 amino acids. Gene Ontology annotation, biological process: peptidyl-serine phosphorylation; peptidyl-threonine phosphorylation. The record is from RefSeq and is a predicted model, not a curated record. Gene Ontology annotation, molecular function: protein serine/threonine kinase activity; ATP binding.
AUGGUGCUACGAAUCGGACAAACACUUCGUGGAACUAGGUGGAAUUAUCUCCUUGUUGAGUCGCUCAGAAACCACACUGCAAGCUCCACCAUCUUCAAGGCUGAGAUAAUACCGCGAGCUGAGUCUCAACUUCCGGGCAAAUGGGCUGUCAUCAAGUCGGCCUCCGAGAAGAAAGUCCUGGAUAUGCUGAAGCAUGAGCACGAUUGUUAUAUGAAUCCAGCGGUUCGCUCCUCUUCGCAUUUCCGAGCCAUGUACGAGGCCAUCGAUGCCCAUAGCAGCGCGGCGAGCGAAAGUCCGUAUUGCCUGGCCUUUGAGUGGAUUGUACGUACUCUGAAGGACGUGCCUUCCAAGUCUCACAGACAAAAUUCUGUGUUACACAAGAGUAUUUCUAGGGCUGUUCUGGGGGCACUUGCCGAUUUGAAGUCACAACACCUGAUUCAUACAGACAUCAAGAACGAUAACAUUCUCAUCUCUGGCCUAGACAGGCCAUCCCCAGUGGUGAAGCUUGGAGACUUGGGACUAAUGCGGUCGGAAGGCUUCAAUGAGUACCCCGUCCAACCGAUUGCGAUGCGCGCUCCCGAAGUAUGGUCAGGAAUAGGCUGCUUCCAUUGUUCCGACGUGUGGGCUUUUGCUGUCACGCUUUUCGACUGUAUUUCCCCCUUCGUGUUCGGUGCUAAUAACAUGCCCGAACGUCACUGGCCGCAUCCGUGGGCAAUGGCGAAGCUCUUGCGACUCUUUCCCGAUUCAGUGACGCCCCAACCCACCGACCGUAACUACCAAGGUUAUUUCAGGAUUGCCCGGCUGAUUGAGAAGUCGGGAUGUGGUGAUAACACGGAUCCGAAGUGUUUGGAAACUCUUUCAUUUGAAGAGGAGCUUGGCAAGUGGGAUAUAUCGCCUGCACUCGCGGAUUUUUUCCGCUACCUCUUCGUCGUCGAUUAUAGACGAAGACCUACCGCUAUAGACGUGCUGAGGUCGGAACAAUUUCAACGUCUUGGUUGA